Microdochium trichocladiopsis is the source of this 930-nucleotide messenger RNA. RefSeq lists its product as uncharacterized. The transcript has a single exon. The record is from RefSeq and is a predicted model, not a curated record. Bases 289 to 777 code for a protein of 162 amino acids. NCBI's taxonomy places the organism in Eukaryota, Fungi, Ascomycota, Sordariomycetes, Xylariales, Microdochiaceae.
CUUGUUCUUGACGACAACGACCAACCCUUGUCAGGCACAACAACUGCAGCAGCAACCUCGGAGGCUCACUUUUACCGAUAAUCAUCCUCCAGGACCACAGGACACAGGACAUCAGUAAGCACCAUGACUGCUUCGGCCACCGAGAGCGACCCGCAGCAAUGUCUUCACCAUGGACAUGCUUCUGGCCGCAGGUCGGGCACCAACAUACGGCCGGCACCACGCCGACGGGGCCUGCAGACGACCAUGAUGAUACUGCUCUAGGUGCCCGCGGCGCGGGCGUGCCCCCCUAUGCGAGUGCAACAUCGCUCAGGACUUCACCGGACACCGUCAACACUGUCAGCCACGCGCCCCAGCUGGUCCGAUGUUUCCGAGCCUUUGCCCGCCUGGGCACGGCGCAGUGCAAGUCCUACCUGCAUCACGGGUUUUGCCGUGGUAAAAGCAGUGCUAGUGGUUCCGCUGAGGGAAGAGCAUCACCCGUCAGCACCGCACGGCUCCGUGCGGAUGGGGUUGCGGCUGUGGGCAUGGGACUGUUUCUCCUGCUCAGAGAGCCCAUCAUCGUGCCUAUCUCUGUUCUUCGAGCGAGGGGGGAGCCAUGGGGAGUCCGAUCGCACACAGAUGAACAUAGAUGAUCCCCGGAACCGAUUCUCAAGGGCGAGAUGCACAAGUCAGUCUGUACUUGGUCAAGCCCAUCUUGUCACCAUUACCCCUCGUGCAGCACAGCUAUGCAACGGUCUUUGCCACGAAGUCAGAACCAGUGUCUAUGUUAUUAUCUUAUGAGCGCUAGAAUGCUGCAACAAUGCGCCACACAGCAGUGUUGUGGACCAUUAAAAGGGAUAUGUAGAGAGUGGGUUCCUGGCGGGAUGAAUGGUGCUAAGAAAACAGUCUAGUGGUAGGCUUUUGUGCUCUAUGAUGGAAAUUCCAAACAAAAAA